Messenger RNA from Dichotomopilus funicola, 570 nucleotides. RefSeq lists its product as uncharacterized. The record is from RefSeq and is a predicted model, not a curated record. Gene Ontology annotation, biological process: ATP biosynthetic process; AMP biosynthetic process. The transcript has a single exon. Gene Ontology annotation, molecular function: bis(5'-nucleosyl)-tetraphosphatase (asymmetrical) activity. Bases 1 to 570 code for a protein of 189 amino acids. Lineage: Eukaryota; Fungi; Ascomycota; Sordariomycetes; Sordariales; Chaetomiaceae.
AUGGCAACUUCACGAUUCAAGACAGCGAUAUACACAGCAGAGAAAUUCGUAGAAAGCGCCGGCACCGUUCUACUCCGACUCUCGACUCGCGAGGUCUGCAUCCUUCACACACUGCUCCACCGUGACGAAUACAUCCUCCCCAAGGGCCGUCGCAACCUGGGCGAAUCCCGCCAAACCACUGCGAUUCGCGAAACCAUCGAAGAGACCGGUAUCCCCUGCCGCCUGUUACCUGUCAACUUGGUUUCGCGCGUCUGCCCCGCCGGGACCGCCAUCGAGACGGAACAUGAUGAGCAUCAGCAUCUUCCGGACGAGGCACGCUUGUUUGAAGGUUGUGCCUGUGAGCCCAUCGCGUUGCAGACGCGACAUGUCGGGGAGGGUGAGGUGAAACUGAUUUGGUGGUUUGUGGCUGCUGUUAAUGAGGACGAGCCUGUCGGCCAACAUGAGAGGGACAAGUUUGAGGUGGAAUUUCAUCGCUACGAUACGGUUCUGGAGAUAUUGACAUUCAAGGAUGAUCGCGAGCUGGUCAGGAAGGCAAUCGAGCUUGCUGAAUCCUCCGUCGGUAACCAGUGA